Octopus bimaculoides (California two-spot octopus) is the source of this 8984-nucleotide messenger RNA. RefSeq names its product ubiquitin carboxyl-terminal hydrolase 32. NCBI's taxonomy places the organism in Eukaryota, Metazoa, Mollusca, Cephalopoda, Octopoda, Octopodidae. Gene Ontology annotation, biological process: protein deubiquitination. The record is from RefSeq and is a predicted model, not a curated record. Gene Ontology annotation, cellular component: Golgi apparatus. Gene Ontology annotation, molecular function: calcium ion binding; cysteine-type deubiquitinase activity.
UGGUUAGAUGGUUCUGUUCCAGUAAAGUAUGGUCUUAGACUUAACAUGGAUGAAAAAUAUAAAACUUUAAAGAAAGAACUUAGUAAACUCACUGACAUUGCUGCAAACCAAAUCCUUUUUGUAGAAAUAUUUGGCUCAAUUGUAAAGACGCUACCUCAAGAUAAUCAAAAAGUUCGAACUCUACUUGGAGGAAGUCUAUAUGCUUAUGAGUUACCUCCUCCUGCCUCAAAUAGUGACACUGAUAUUGGUUCAACAGAUUCAUCAAUUGCAAUUAUUACAGCUUCUGUCAGCACUACAACUAAUUCUACAGCAAUUCCAACAACAGCUGGGAAAGAAUGUAUUGGGUUAAGUGAAAUACAAAGGGGAUUAUCAACAAGAAGAAGUCCAUAUCACAGUGUAAACAAGAAUGGAUCAAAUUCUGGCUCACUUCCUCAAAACAAUAGUUGGGACUCCCCAUCUCAAAAUUCAGACUUUUCUUCUCAUUCCUGCCUGACUAAUGGUAAUUCUGGAAGCAGUAAUGGCCAUUCACGGAAUCCAAGUAAUGCCAGUUCUUGUAGUAGCUCACUAAGUGACAGUUUAACACGAUCUGUUGGUGAUGUUUUCAAAGGAUUUAUUAUUGCAGUUCAUAGGAAGAUGAUCCAUGUGGAUGACUAUUUCUUGUCAUCUCAGAAAGCCCAUCCAGAUCUGUUUGGUACACCUUUAAUUUUACCAUGUCAAGAAAGCACAUCUAAUCAGAAUCUUUACCAAUUUGUCUGGACUCAAGUGGCCCGCUUAGUGAGCCCACUACCACCAUCAGAAGCUAAGAUUCCGAAUCAUGCACAAGACUGUGAUGACAGUCUUGGCUAUGAAUAUCCAUUUACACUUAAAGUGGUUCAGAAAGAUGGUUUUGCCUGUGCCUGGUGUCCUUGGUACAAGUUCUGCCGAGGCUGUGUAAUUGAUUGUAAUACAAACGUAUUUAACUUUGGUAGCUCAUUUGUGGCUAUUGACUGGGAACCUACAGCUUUGCAUCUGCGAUACCAAACAAGCAAUGAGAAGUUUAUUCAAGAGCAUCGUAGUGUAGAGGAAAGUCGCAGACUACAAACAGAACCCAUUGAUCUUGACACGUGCCUUCAAGCAUUUACUAAAGAAGAAGAGCUUGGGGAAGAUGAACUCUACUGCUGCUCCAAAUGCAAUAAACACUGUUUAGCAUCAAAAAAGCUUGACAUUUGGCGAUUACCACCUAUUUUAAUUAUAAAUUUGAAGCGCUUCCAGUGUUUAAAUGGGCGCUGGGUUAAAUCUCAUAAAAUUGUCAAGUUUCCUUUCAAAGACUUUGAUCCUAGUUCUUAUAUAGCACCUCGUGCCAGACAAUACAAGAAAAUAAACACUGAUCAUAUAGAACUGACCAAUAUUAGUGAAGAAGACCAAUGCAAUCGUAAUGUAAUUAAAAAUGGUGUCACCAACCAUGAAAGUAGUAAUUUUGCUAAUGAAUCUAGUUCCCUUCCAACCAUUCCUACCAUUCAAAAAGAACCUGUUUCUAAUCAUGUAGAAAAUUGCUUACAGCCUUGCUCCAAUUCAGAUUCUGUUGAAAAUAGCAGUAGCUGCAAACGACAGCGGGUAAUGCACAGCAACAGCAAAGAAUCAUCAAUGCAAGAACUGCACCAACCAUUGACUAAUGGUGAUUCAUUUUCAAAGUACAUUGAUGUUAAAGAAAUAGAAAACCAAUCAAAAGAAAAAAACUGCUCAGCUCUAAGUCCAGACUCUGACUGUGAUGACAACAAUGUUCGCUAUGAUCUUUAUGCUGUCUCAUGUCAUACUGGCAUUCUUGGUGGUGGACACUAUGUAGCAUUUGCCAAAAAUCCUAAUAAUCGAUGGUACUGUUACAAUGACAGUAGCUGCAAGGAAGUGUUUUGGGAGCAAGUUGAUGGAAAUUCUGCCUACAUUUUGUUUUAUGAACGUCAAGGUGUCAAAUUUAGUAAAUUUAUGCCUGAUGUAUCAGAAAAGGAGCCUGAUAUACAAGAAAUUGAUGAUGAAUUUGAAUCGGAAUAUCGCAAAAUGUGUGUAAUCCAGUGAUGAAGAUUGUUUAUUUAACAUGACAUCUUUACUCUACACUUGACCCCUUCAAUAUUGCUUUACUCUACACUAGGCCAUAUCUGCUAACAGUCUAUGCAGUAUACCAAAUGUUGAACCGGUGCUAGAGCUUUGGUGCCUAGCAUCUAAAAUAGCUUACCUUCUUCAAAAAGUAAACAAAGAACUGAACAUUACUUACCCUACAAUGUUUGUCUCUAAUGUCCUGUGUAAGCCUUCUCAUUGUUUCUAGUAAUGGUCAGUAGUUCUGGACUUAAUGGAAACAGAAGAUAUUCUACAAUUUCAUUUUAUUUAUUUAAUUUGUUUUUUGUUAAAACAUAUAUUAAUUUCUUUUUCUUUUACUCAUAGCAUUAAGGAGAGUACAGAGGGCAGAGCGAUUAUUUACCCUUUUGUUCUCUUGUUUCAGUUUGGUCAUCUACUAAUCCCUUCAGAAGGAUUAGCUUCUUUCUUAAAAAAAAAAAGCUUAAAUAAACCAUUCUCUGUGCUCAUUUUUAUUAGCUCAUGUUUAAUGCAGGAGUAUGUAAAGUUGCAAUAGAAAGAUACACCAAGUGCUAUGUGUAUUUACUCUCUUCUUUCACAAGACUUUUUUUACAUUGUAAUUUAUUUGAUAUAAAACUUUUGUUUCUAUUUAAAAUUUUUGUUUUAUACAAACAUCUAUAUCUUUAACUUACAAAAUAUAUUUUCUCUUAAUUUUCAUUAAAAAAAAUCUUGUACUAUAAAUAUGAAAAUUAUUUGUAAAAUAUAUAUAUAUAUAUGUAUGUAUAUAUAUACACACACACACACACACACAGUUGUUUGUUAGUUUUAUUUGUUUUACCAUUUUUAAUUUUGGUGUAUGCAAUGGAAUGUGUGAACAUUUUUUUUUUAAUCAAUUGUGCUGCAUUUCUUUAAGAAAAUCUCCAAAGACUCGUAAUCAACAGUUUAUUAAGUAGCUUAGUUUAUUCCUAUUUGCUAACAAAAGUAAGUGUCUUAUUUAUUUAUUUUUUUUAAUAUAAACACUAUGAAUUUCUCAUUAUGAAGUUUCUACACUGCAUGUAAAUUAAUGAAAGAAAUGAUUGCACAAGGAAAAUGUUGAUAUUUAUUCUCAUAUUAUUGUAAACUAAAUUGUCAUUUGCUUUCAAUGGUGCAAUUAUGUGUUUUGGCCAUAUUUGUUUCAAAAGAACAACCAUUAUUGUUGAUACCUUUUGUCUUCAAGCAAAACCAAAAUAAUAUUUAAAAAAAAUAUGAUUUUAUUUAAUUUUCAACUGCAAUGUUAGCUCAGUAAGUUGAAUUUUGAGAUUUUAAAAUUAGAUUGAUUGCAUGUUUUGUUAGAAAUUCCUUACUACACAACUACACUCAAUUUUGACAUUGAUACAGUUACUGUUCUUUAUGAACACUUAUAUGCAUAGUUAUAUGCAUAAAAAUUAACAUAUUCUGUAUAAAUUCUGGGACUUGCCUAACCAAAUAUUUGCAAAAUUCUGUAGUAUUUUAAAAUAGGUUCUGGCAAUGAAAGAAUUAACUGUCCUGAAUAUCACAAUCUUGAUAUCUAAGAUAAAUAGCCUUUAAAAAACAUUUACAUAUAAAGAUUGCAAGUUUUACUUUUAAAUUUAAACCUUUUGAUUUUUGUGAAAGUUGUUCUUUGUGUGUGGUUUAAAAAAUAUAUAUAUUUUUUUUUUAUAUUUUUUUUACAAAAUCUUUAUUGGUUGAUUUAUUUUUACAUUUGAUCAUAGUUUUAAAAUUGUCAUCUUUCUAUGUAACUCUCCGUUGUCCACCUCAACAUCUAUAGGUCACAGUAUCCUCUCUCUUGUUGUAGAACAAAUUUCUCUAGUAAUUAAGGAAUCAACACCCAGCAUUUAUUUAUUUUUAUUCCUUCUUUCUGUCUAUCCUGAUGACAUUUUGUUUUCUUUGACAUUUAUUAGUAAAUAGAUUUUCCAUCUGUCAGUUGCCAAGCUGUUUGAUUUCACCAUUUGUUAGCCUACUUCUUGGAUUCUCUUUCACAUUUCAUCAUUUACUGCUGUUUGUUUCUUUCAUAUCCUUCAUGCUAACCAAAGUGAAAUAGUUGUUAACAGUUGCAUUUAGUGUAGAAAUAUCUGUGAAAAUAUAUUAAAAUAUCUUCUACCAACUUACUUCUACAAAUUAGUAUUUUGUUUUGUAGGAAACAAAAACCAACUACUUGAUUCUCUUUGGGAUCUAAUACAUUACUUUCCUCUCUUUACUUGAGAUGUAAAUUUGGUGUAGUGUUGCUAGAUGUUCAGUAAAAGCAAAUAUUGUAUGAGUUGGAAACUUUUCCUCAUUAAUAUAAUUUUCCAGUUUCAAUGGAUCAUCCCAUUGAAAGACAUUUAUAUAUCUAAAUUUCUUUACUCCCUGACAAAAUUGUAGUCUUCUCCGGAAAAAUUAUUUAAUUAUUAAGUAAUUUAAAAAAUUUUUAUUUGAAGUCAACAACACAAAAAAAAAAAAAAAAAUCUGUCAAAUCAAGAAAACAUUUUUACUGAAAAUUUUUGUUAAUUGAUAGAAUAAACGUUACUGAUGCUUUAAUUUUGUAUCAUGUUUUAUUACAUGAUCAUCUUAAAGAUUAGCAGAUUGUGCCUAAAAUUUGAAAUUAACAAAGAAAGUUUUUAAAAGAUCAGAUUCAAAUGAAAGUUCUUGGCUCUUUUUUUUUUUUUUUUAAUAUAACUUUCCAAAGGUUAUCUAAAUGAAAUAUAUUUUUCCUUUGGAAUAUUUGUGCUGAUUACUAAUAGCAUAUGUAAUGCUAAUAUUUCAUUUGGGUUGAUUAAAAUGUGUUGAUAUUCUUCUGCAAUUACUAGAUCACUUCAUAAUUUUAAAUGAGCAACUUGUAUUAGUAUAUUUCAGCUGUUUACCUUGCCAAUUUAAGUUCAUUCUUUCACUUUCACCCGCAUAAAAAUUGUUCUAUGUUCUCAAAAUAAUUACUUAAUCAUUGUCUAGAUUCAAAAGUGAUUUUUUUUUUGUCAGGUAUGUUUAGUUCUAAUUCCAUCAACCACCAAUUUUUAAAAUUCUCAUUAACACAUAUUGUUCUCUAUAGAAGUCUGUGACUUGGUUAUUUAAAAAUACACUAAGCAUUGAAAAACCUAAAGCAAGCAAGUGCAUCUGUUGUGACUAUAUUUAAUUUGGCACUUAUCAUAGCUAAUCUUUGCUACUCUCUUAGUUGGGAAAUCUGUCAAAGUUUUUACAAUUCCCACUUGAGUAUCUAGCUAAUUCUUGCCAAAGAUUUUACUUUAUCCUAUAUCAAUUAAGCUUGUACUUUAACAGUUCUUCUAGAACUUUGUAUUUAUGCAUAAAACUUAAAACUUUAUCUGAAAAUAGUGAAAAACAUCACAGAAAUAUUGCUGUCUAUUAAUUUGAUAGAUAAAAAAAAUUAAAAACCUGGCUAUUGACAUUUUAAAUAAUUUUUUUAUUCUUUGUAUCUUUUUAUUUAUUAUUUUUGCUAAUCUGGUAGCAUUCUGUCCCUCUUCAUUUUAUUCUUUAAUUAUUUCAAUAUUUGUCAUAAACCUCUUUAACUUAUUGUUUAAAAUUUGCAGUUGCUUCACUUUUAAUUGCCAUAUUUUAUUGUUGAGUAUUUCUGUUUUAGAUAAAUAGGGAAUUAUUUUUUUCAUUUCUUCAUAUGGAAUUAAAAAACAAGCAUUUAAAAAGAUUAUUACUUUUCAACUGUGCAGACUAUAGAUAAGAGAUUGGACUGCAGUUUCAUUUUAUACAAAAGAUAUAUAUAUAUAUUUGUACCCAUUUUUCACAUACAUUCCAGUCUACUAGGAGACAAACUAAAAUGUCAAGAAAUGUUAGCUUUCAGGAUUGCGUAUUUCAGUGAUUUUCUGAUUUGACAAUGACUAUUCUAUGUGUAUGCAUGUGUGAGUGCUUGUCUGCACAUAUGUGAGCAUGGAAAUAGUUGCCUUCCUCAUAAGGUUCAUAGUAUGGUAUGAAAAGAACAGAUUUUUGUUUCAUUCUGUGAUGCCUUCCCUAUAUUAACUUAGACUAGUUAUAUUAGUCUUUGAAAUUAUGGACUUUGUGGUAAACAGAGUAGUUGGCACAAUUUUCAUUGAAUCAAAUAUUUGUUCAGUAAAAUUUCUUUUAAAAUUUUCUUUGUAUUAUUAUUUCAUUUUUUCAAAAAUCGUUUAAUGUUUUGUUUUGGGCUGUUUCCCAAAUGGAUGCAAUCAUUAGUUUGCUUGUCAAGUUAUUACAAAAUCUUCAUAAGCUUCAAUAGGACUUCCUAAAUAAUUAUUAUAAAGUUUUUACAAUAUUUCUUCUUUGUCCCUCCUCAUCCUUUUAUUUUUCAGUUUUUUUUUCUAUUUCAAUAUAUUUUUCACAUAUGAAGACAUUCCACUUAAGUAGUUUUGCCAUUUAUUUUAGGCUAAGCAAGUUAUUCGUAUUGGUUGAGUCCCCCACAUGGAAAUCUAAUAUGAAUUUAAGACAGUUGAUGUUUAUCUGCAUAAAUUUGGCACUAGUUUAAAACUCCCUCUGUGAUUAACUUUGUUAUCAAGCAGACAUUUCAUUGAAGUAGAUUAUAUAAUAUAUAUAUGUGUGUAUAUAGAUGUGUUUGCAUGUGUACAUACAUGUGUGUGUAAUAUAUGCAUAGAUAUGUGUGCUUAUAUAUUUUAUAUAUAUUACACAUCCACUCAUGCCAGCAUGGAAAAUGGAUGUUAAAUGAUGAACUUGUAUGUGUUGUUUGAAACACUGUAAGCUGCAGUAAAACCACACAUCCAAGUUAAGUUGGAUGUGCAAAUUAAUAUUCUUAACAAAGACUGCUUCCAUUGCUAAUAGUUGAUAAAUGUGAGUGUGUGUGUGUGUGUGUGUGUGUAGUUAGAUCUGCAUGGUUAUGGUAAAAACACUUAGUUAGCCUCUAGCAUAGACAAGGCGGUAUAGAUAACACAAAAGGAGAAUAAUCAAGUUUAUUAAUCAGUGUAUCCAGUACACUGCGUCCCAUAUCGAAAUUAGAAAUUCUGAUCAGAUGACAGCUACUAUAGAGCUCCAUUAUCAAAUAACAAAGGUUGCUUAUUAAAUAAUAAAUAAGUCUAUGAAUAAACAGAAUGGAAUUGGUAGUUAUGUACUACUACACAUUUCAGAAGGAACAUUUCAAAAUGCAUCUUGUGUAACUAUAAGGUACUACGUAAUUAUUCAGUAUUCCUUCCCAUCAGGUACUUGCUAUAUGUCAGAAAUCAUUUUGCUGUAACGAAUUUGCAUGGGUUUGGUGCUCCUUUAGAAAAACCUGUAGUACAUAAUUACCUAUUCCUUUCAAUGGCCCAGUGACUGACACUCAGUAGGAUGUUAUUUGCUCUUGAAAUUCAUAUAAAGAAAUUCUCACAUUUAUUUACGCUGUCCCUUUUAGGAAAUUCAGAAUUAUCAAAUUGGGUGAGGAAAUUGCAACUUUAAGAAAGUUUUAGCAACAAAACAGUUAUAUUUACUGAGAUUAGUAAAUAAAGUUUUGUAGAUAAACUAAAUUUUGAGUCAGAGUUUUAUCCUAUGAUUUGAUCAUAACAGUUCGGUUAUUUGUCACAGAUUAUUAAGAAGGAUUUAUAGUAUUUUUUUCUUUUUAUAUAUGUUGGGGGUUAACCCAUAGCUCUAGAAUCAGAUUAGUAUCUUUCUUUUUGUUGCCUAAAAUUUUCACUGGUUUUCUCAAAAUGAAGUAUUUUUUCAAUUUAUAUCCAUUUUCCACUUACAAUCAUAUCUUAGUGUAUCCAUCCAAAAAAUAUAAGCAAGAUUAUAAACUGUUGUCCAUUAUUAGUAUGAAUAGAUGGUUUUGUAAAAGAAAAAAAUCAGUUUUGAUCAAUUUAGUGUUCAGAUGAAAAUUGUGAAAUAUCUUGAAAUAGAAGAAAUGACGUUACUGUCUCUUGGCUUUAUACAACUUUUGGACAUUUACCUACUAUGGUUCAUUCAAAACUUAUAUUUUGUUGAAUUUCUUUUUCAACUAUAUCCCACCUCAAUAUUGUCAGUUAUUAUCUAUAUUAAAAAAAAAGUUGCUCUAUAUAAAGAGAGUUUGAGUUGAAAAGUGAUAAUAUGGCAGUUAGGAAUUGAAUAUACAACAGAGGAACCAAACACAGCCAACAUGGUUCAGUUUUGAUAUCUCUAAAACUGACUGUUGUGAGGGCAUUAGUGGAAAUCACUUUCAAAAUAGUCAACAACUUUACAAUAGAAACUUUUGAACUCAUUAAUAAUGUUAGUUCUUAUUGUCUUUUGUUUUGGUUGUAUAGUUUUAUAUUUUGAAUCUGUUAUAAAGAUUUCAUUGUUCUGCUUAGAAUUUGUUUGUUAUAUGAGUUGUAAAUCCUCUUUUUAACAAGAGAGAACUGAAUUUAUAUUUGAAAUUGAAAGAAAAUUACUGGAGAAAAUAAAUUGGUGUAUUUCAGUAAAUUGCUUAAACUUGAAUGAAAUUUAAAUAGACCAAGAGUCACUUUUAAAAAAAUAAAAUCAUCCUGAUAGCAAUUCCAUUCUUGUUGCUGGCAAAUAUGAACAUUUUCCUUUUUUUUUCUUUUUUUUUCCAGAUGAAAGAUUUUCCAUUCCUCUUUGAACCUGGCUUUGUAAAUAUGUACAUUUUAUUCUCAAAACAUUAUCAGUAAACAGGGAAUCAGAGUAAGUUGGAAAAAUACCUGUUAUGUUCCCUUAUUCCAUUGAGUAACCCUUUACAAAAUUCAUUGAAGACUAUCUAAACGAGUUUACAGACUUGUGCGUCUAAGUACAGUAGCAUCAACAAGGGUUAUUGUUGUGAUAGCAUCAGUGUGCAAUUACUUUACAAUAUGUGAUUUAAAAAAAAAAUAUAACUUUGUGUUAUUGUCAAAUCUUGAGAUUUUAUUAAUUGUUUUUUGUUUGUUUUUAUUUUUAAGAUGAUUGAGAAGGGAAUGUUAAGUGUGUAUAUGCAAAUGUGUGUGCAAGAAAAAGUGAUGGAAAGAAUAUAUGGUUCUAUUGAUUGAAUAAACAACUCAAAACACCUCAAAUAUCAA